CAAACUGGAGGCAGGGGGCAGGCUUCCCCGUGCACGAUCCUCGGAUUGGCCCAGAGGCCACGGCCGGCGCAAGCGCAGCAUCGCCUCUGGUUUCUACAGCAACGGUUUCAACAGCUGCAGCUGAGGAAGGAGAAGAAGGGAGAGGUGGAGGUCCUGACCUGAAGCGAAGGGAACAGGGCGUGCUUUGGCCAUGAGCUCUGCCGAGGUGGACGAACACGUGUCCCAGCGCUACCUCAUCAAACGGCGGCUCGGGAAGGGGGCCUAUGGCAUCGUUUGGAAAGCUGUAGAUCGGAGGACAGGAGAAAUUGUAGCCAUCAAGAAGAUCUUUGAUGCCUUCAGGAACAAGACAGAUGCACAGAGAACGUUUCGAGAAAUCAUGUUUCUCCAGGAGUUUGAUAAUCAUCCCAACAUCAUCCGGCUUCUGAAUGUCAUCAGGGCAGAAAAUGACAGGGACAUUUACCUAGUAUUUGAAUCCAUGGACACAGACCUGCAUUCUGUCAUACGGAAAGGGAACCUGCUGAAGGAUAUUCAUAAGUGUUACAUCCUUUACCAGCUCCUACGCGCAACCAAAUUCAUUCACUCAGGGAAUGUCAUCCACAGAGACCAAAAGCCCUCCAAUGUUCUUCUGGAUGCCGACUGUUGUGUAAAACUCUGUGACUUUGGCCUUGCACGUUCCUUAAAUCAACUUCACGAGGAACCAGGGAACCCAGCCCUGACAGAAUAUGUGGCCACACGCUGGUACCGAGCUCCAGAAAUCCUGUUGUCUUCACACCGGUAUACACAGGGUGUGGACAUGUGGAGCUUGGGCUGUAUCCUGGGGGAGAUGCUGCUUGGGAGACCUUUGUUCCCAGGAACUUCUACCCUCAACCAGCUUGAGCUAAUCCUGGCAGCUAUCCCAGCCCCAAACAAAGAGGACUUUCUGGCCAUUGGCUCAGGCUACAGUGCUUCUGUCCUCCACCGCAUGGGCUCCCGGCAGAUACUGACCCUGGACUCCCGCCUCCCACCAACCACUCCUCCUGAGGCCCUGGACCUUUUGCAACGACUCCUGGUAUUUGAUCCUGAGAAGCGGCUGACAGCAGAUGAGGCUCUGAGGCACCCCUACGUGAGGAGAUUCCACUGUCCAGCCAAGGAACCGGCCCUGGACUAUGAAGUGAUCCUGCCUGUGGACGACGGCGUGCAGCUCUCAGUGGUGGAAUAUCGCAACCGGCUUUACAAGAUGAUCCUGGAGCGAAGGGCAAGCAAUCGACUUCAAAGGCCAGAGAUUCAGAGAGAAGCCCCGGGGGACCAUCCCAGAUCAAGCUCUGUGCCCCUGCCCUCCCAAAAGGAUCCCCUCCUGCCGAACUCUACCUCUGAGCCAGCCCAGGCCUCAGAGGAACCGAGAACCUCUGCCUUGAAAGAACGGCAUUCACAAAUCCCUGGACCCAGGCCGCAGAGUGAGCCUGCUCCCUGUCAUGACACCCUUGGUCCCCGGCAGGGGUCAGCACCCUUCAUCUGGCUACAACAUCGAGGUUUCUCAGGAAAGAGGGGACAAUCAUAUGGGGGUGAUGCUCGCACUGUCACUGGCCCCCCUGGGGAGAAGCCAGGCCUCAGGUGGGCCCUGCCUCCUUCGUCUCUCACUGCCCAGGCAGCAGCUGCAGUGACCAACCAGGCCCUAAUGCGAAAGGACAGUUCCCUGAUGGGUGUAAUGGCGUCCACAAGCACCAGGCUGGUCCCUCGCCUGCCCCCUGGCCCCACUCAGGAUACUCGAGCUCUCCUGCGGCCCGCAAGGAGGAUGUUCCAGUCCUCUGCCUCCCAGGGGACUAUAGGGGCAGCUAAGGCCUCCCUAGGAGGCUAUUCCCAGGCCUAUGGAACCAUCUGCAGGUCAGCCCUGUAUAGUCUGCCCCUCUCUUACUCCUCCCUCCAUCCCCUCCCCCAUGUACCUCCAUCCUGAUUCCCUUCUAGAGACAUCCUCACUUUUCCCCCAGUGUACUUCUUCCAGCCCCUGAUUAGUCCUUGUUUGCCCCCCGGCCCCAGAGAUCUCCCCUAGCUUGCAUCACCCCAUGGACUUCCCUCACCUGAUUCUCAUGACCCCCUGAACCCUUACUGAAGCCCCCUCACUCAGACACUCCCAAUCUGAGCUGUCCUCCCUGACUCACUCAGUGGGGUCUCUAGAUUGGGGAAUGUUUGGCUACAGCCAUGGGAGUCUGUUCCCUUCACCCUUCCC
This is a messenger RNA of Dromiciops gliroides (monito del monte), 2203 nucleotides long. RefSeq names its product mitogen-activated protein kinase 15 (gene MAPK15). The record is from RefSeq and is a predicted model, not a curated record. Gene Ontology annotation, molecular function: MAP kinase activity; ATP binding. The transcript has 14 exons. The coding region runs from base 191 to 1930 and encodes 579 amino acids. Gene Ontology annotation, biological process: intracellular signal transduction; protein phosphorylation. Lineage: Eukaryota; Metazoa; Chordata; Mammalia; Microbiotheria; Microbiotheriidae. Gene Ontology annotation, cellular component: cytoplasm; nucleus.